Auanema sp. JU1783 is the source of this 7122-nucleotide messenger RNA. Lineage: Eukaryota; Metazoa; Nematoda; Chromadorea; Rhabditida; Rhabditidae. The record is from the annotation of a GenBank genome assembly.
AUGAGCUGUCCCCCAGAAGAAGAGAGAGUCCGCUGUAUUUUGCGUGAUCUUCGGACUCGCGUCCAGAGUGCUGAAGUACAAAAAGAUAUAGAAAGAUUAGAAAAGCUUUUAUCAGAUCCUCUGUUUCGGCAAUUAAGUCGUAAGCCUCACGAAAAGCCCUUCGAACACCCAAAAGUUGACUUAGAACUAAUUAGAUUAUUAAAAAAAGCUGUCGAGGAGGAACUGACAGAAACUCUUAGAGAGAAUCAGAAAGUGGUUUUCGCUGAUUUUGAUUCAUCUAUUUUACGCCCAACUAUAUUAGAGACUGAUAAUCCACAAAAGAAGCUUUUAGUUGUUGGACCAAAGGAUAUAAAAUCAAGAACAUCGGGUCGAAUUCGAAUCGGCGACCGCAUACAGGCCGUUGCCGUACGUGAUGUGCCGCAGUCCGUUCGACACCAGGCCAGGAAUAGAAUUAGUAGAGAGAAUUCAGAGGAGUCUGAGAAUCCAAAAAAUCAGGAGGGCUGUCAAACCUCAUCAUUUAUUCAACAAUCUAACGUUGAAUUGAACGAACAGCUUUCAAAGGAAUCCGAGCCAUCUGUAGAAAAUAAAAAAGAAGACAAGGACUUCGACGACAACGACAACGACAACGACAACGACGGCAAAAGAGAGGACCAAUCAAAAGAAGCCGCACUCAAUCAUAAUAUUGAUACACUAACUGAUAUUCAUAUAGCUCGUCAACCGGACAGAUUUCUGUUUGAAAAAUUUUGUGAUCAAAGCAACCCUGUUGUCAUCGCAAGUAUCCGGGAACAUACAAAUAUGGUGCUUUCUGGAGAUUGGACUCAAGUAGAAGUUAUUAGAUUGUCAACUGAAAAUGGAGGAUUAGGUUUCGGAAUAGUCGGGGGUGCAAGUACAGGUGUAGUAGUAAAAACAAUUCUUCCAGGCAGUCCUGCUGAUAAAGAUAAGAGAUUGAGACCUGGGGAUCAUAUUUUACAAAUAGGAAAUGUCAACACUUAUGGAAUGAGUAGUCAACAGGUUGCAACAAUUCUGCGACAACAAGAUACUUUGGUUGAGAUGAUUGUGGGUCGUCCAAUCAACUAUGCAGAUAAGCCACUUGAUACAGCAGACUGUUUCACAAUGGCGACGCGCUCAGCUCUGAAUUCAUCCUUACUUGAGGAGUUCUUGCAAAAAAAUCAUGCAAAAACUAAGAACUCUAACUCAUCUACUGUGGAUUCUUCAUUAGCUUCUCCAUCAACAAGUCAUGAAGAAGAACCAACAAUGAGAGAUAUACCUGAAGAAUCAGAGUUAGAUGCAACGGAUAAGUUCAACGAAGAAUUAACCGCGCCUUCUACGUCGUCAUCAACCGCCUCCACAGAUAAGCAAAUGGAAAACGUAGAAGGUUCACAACAGCCAAUAUCUUCAUCGAUUGCCGAUACAGAAAGGCAAAAUUCGAGAAAAUCUAGUCAAACUAGCUGCACUUCCAAAGUGCUUAAACUCGGCUCUUCGACGACUUCUGUUCCAAAUGGGUCAUUGCUUAAAUCUCCCACUACUCCGACAACAUCAAGGAUUUCGCUUAGAACAUUACAAGAAAUGGCUCUAACAGUGUUUCUUCGAGAAAAUUGGCAGAGUGAACCAUAUGAAGUUAUUGAAGUGGAAUUACUCAGAGAUCCAGCUUUAGGUUUGGGCAUAACAGUGGCCGGAUAUGUUCAUAGAAAAGAAGAAAUCGGUGGUAUAUUUGUAAAAUCCCUUGUGCCACGCUCCGCUGCAGCAUACAGCCAGAAGAUACGGGUUCACGAUCUUAUUUUACAAGUGAAUGAAACUUCCCUGGAACACCUUUCACACGCUGAUUCUGUUAGAACCUUGGUGAAAUCAGGACAGGUUGUUCAACUGAAACUCAUCCGCUUUCCGUCUGAGUCGCCCCAAGCUCAGUGCUUGAAAAUGCUUCAAGAACAAGAAACUGAUACGCAAGUUAUUGAUGUUCAAUCAUCCAACCCUGAUCUCGUAAGUGAGUGGAAAAAGAGACUCUCGAAUGAAGUUGACAUCGUUUCUGCAGUUGUCCGACCAGAUCGAAAGGAGGGCGGCGAUGGAGGAUUAGGCAUUUCAUUAGAAGGAACAGUUGAUGUUGUUAAUGGUCAUCAGUUAUGUCCACAUCAUUAUAUCGAAUCCAUUCGGCAAGAUGGUCCUGCAGCUAGAACAGGUUUAUUACACGCAGGAGAUGAGCUUUUACAGGUAAACCAUUCACCUUUGUAUGGCGAAUCCCACGUGACUGUCCGACAAGCUCUAACGAGAGCUAUAAAUUCUGGAGCUCCAGUGACUCUCAUUGUAGCUCGGCGUACUCAACAUGUGAAUAUGUUUCAACCAUCAAAUGAACAAAGCACUCUGCCAUUAUCAUACCCGUUAUUGGCUGCUGGAAUGGAUCGUUUAGUGAAGGCUAAAUCAGAAAUGGUUCUGAGCAAACCAACAGAAAUAGAUUCUCUAUUGCUAGCUGUGUCUCGCCGUUUGCGAUCAAGAUCACUAGAGCCUCUAGCUGGUUUAGCUAUUUGGAAUUGUGUGCCUUUGAUCAUAAACUUAGAGAAAGAUUCGCGCGGCUUAGGUUUUUCCGUAGUUGAUUAUCAGGAUCCCUUACACCCGGGAGAAUCUGUGAUUGUUGUUCAAUCGCUCGUGCCUGGCGGAGUUGCUCAAGCGGAUGGAAGAAUAGUGCCUGGGGAUCGGCUACUUUUUGUUAAUAAUCAUGACCUUAGUAAUAGCAGUCUGGAACGAGCAGUAGCGUCUCUAAAGGCUGCCCCUAUGGGGAAAGUUCGCUUAGGAAUCGCAAAACCAGUGCCAGCUGAAGAAUGUUUGACAUCUGCACAUUCACCUUUGUUCACACGGAGUGAACGACUGCUUGCUAGAGGCAGCUCUCCGAGAAGAAGGCGAAAGACUUCUGGAAUCACAUCGAGUCAGGAAACAGUUUGGAUUGGAAUUGAUACAUAUCGUCGACUCCAUCCGCAGGGAUAUUUCGGUACUUCACGUAGUCCAUCGUGUUCCAGAAGCAUUCGCAGCUUUGACGGUUCUGAUAUUUCUAUGGCAUCUUGGUCACCUUGUUCAACACGAUCAAUCUCUCCAGCAGGAUCUCCGUUAUCACUGCGUGGCUCGUGGGCCUACGAUGUCAUUUAUUUGCCAACACACUUGGAGAGAUGUUUGAAAAUUCAGAAAGGCUCGUUACCAUUAGGAAUUGUUUUGGAUGCUGAUAAAGACAAGGGUGUCAAUGGAUGUGUUGUGAAAAGCAUUUGUGGGAAAAAAAGUGUUGGAUUAGAUGGACGCAUACAAGUUGGAGAUUAUAUAGUUAAAGUUAAUACAGAGAGCUUACGUAAUGUAACAUCUGCACAAGCUAGGGCAAUAUUAAAAAGAGCCAAUUUAUUAGGAUCUCAAUGCACAAUUGUAUAUAUCACCGGUGCUGACGCAAAACUAUGGAAAGAACGCUUUCAUCGUGAUCCAGAACCGAAUUCACCGUCUAUCAACCGUCUGUCACCGAAAAUUUUUCCCAAGUUUUAUAAAAGUCCAUACCUUUCACGCAAAAUGUCACAAGAGAAUUAUGAUAAUUAUGGAACUGAGCCGUUAUCUGAAGCGUCUGAUGCUGGGAUCAGUGAACUUCAAACUCUAGAAAGUGCUCUGGAUAAGAAUACUGAGAAGCAAUCAGCGCCUGAGAAGAUCAUCGAAGAAGUCUCAUCUUCCCCAGAAUUGAAUCAAACAUGCAAUGGGACGACGACAUCAGCAUCUGCGGGGGAUGGACGGUUAGUAGAUGGAAUGGAAAUCGAUUGCUUCGUGUAUGAUAUUAUAGAGGAAGCACUUCAAGACGCUAUAGUUGAGUUAGCUAUAAGCCAUCGAAUACCUGAUUGGAAAGGUCGUUCUAUUGAUCAGGCUUCAUCUGAAAACCCUCAGCCUCCCACACCUCCUAGCUGCAGUCCUCCUCGAGACACACCUUCCGAUUCUCCUAAUCAGACCAUCAAAGCUCCGGUGGUCGCUUCCACUAUAGAAGAAGCCAGUCAUUUCGUUCGCUCUGAUUCUUCGUCUUCUGGGAGCUCACGUGGCUCUUUGCCACCUCCUCCACCACCUGCUCGGCUUCCUGAUCACGAAAUAGGAACUUCAUCUUCUCGAAACUCUCCUGCCUUUCAAUCACAUGUAAUUUCAACUUUUGUUGCUCAAGUAGAAAGAGAAGCUGAGGAAGACGACUUUUCCAACAAGGCAGUAACUUACUCGGAGGGAGUGUCGUUCAAACCUACUGAAAGUGAAGAAUCAGAAGUUAUUCGAGCGGAACACGUUGACGAAGUUCAAAACGGAAUCGAAAAAGUUCUCGAACCCAGUACAGCAAUUGUCCUAGAAAGUGCAUCUGGUGAAGAAACUUCUAUACCAAGUAUUGCAUCAGCUGGAAAUCAGCCCUCCACACUGCCCGCGGAAACUAUGCACAAUCAGGCUAAACAACUUUCACGAUCUAAGUUUUGGGGAGAAGCUAGGACAGUAAUUUUGAUAAAAGAGCCCAGCAAAUCUUUUGGAAUAUCAAUUGUUGGAGGUAGAGUUGAAGUUUCUCAGAAAGGAGGGUUACCGGGAACGGGUAACACUGUGUCAGGCAUUUUCAUCAAAAGUGUACUGCCCAAUAGUCCAGCUGGAAAGUCUGGGUUGAUGAAUAUGGGAGACCGUGUCAUAAGCGUUAACGGAAUAGACUUACGAGAUGCAACUCAUGAGCAAGCAGUUACUGCCAUCAAAAACGCUGCGAAUCCUGUAACUUUUGUUCUACAAUCUUUGCAUAGCUUUGCCCCACAACAACAAAUGAUCAACUCAUCUUCAACUUCAUCUAAUUCAACAAUCAAUUCUGUGAAAAUCGAAAACAGGGAAGAAGUUGAGUUGGGCCUGCCACAGAUCGAGAGAACUCUAAACCCAAUUCUUCCAUCUAGCAAAGAGAACACAGAAAUUAACUCAAAACUAAUCUCUGUUGAACAAGAAUCUCCAAAAGAGUUGGUUUCAUCCCCUGACUCUGUUUCAUCAGAUUCGAGUGGCCUAAGCAGGCAAAACACUGUAAAACAGCAGCCCAGUGUUGAACGAGGAGAUUCAGAUGGGAAGAACUCAGUUGUUUCACAGCCUUCUGUUGAUAGACCAGUUGAUGACCAGUCAUUUGUUCGGGAGCACAGUGUUGUUUCCAGUUCUAGCCAGUGCUCUAAAAGGAGAGAGUCACAAAAUUUCGAAGAUAAACAGAAAGGCAGAGACUCCGAAUCUUCGAGACACAGUAGUGUUAGCUCAAGAAAAAGCAAGAAAAGCAGUAUUAAAAAAAAACCUCAAGUUUCGGAUCAAAGAAAAACUAGUUAUGCUUCGGGUCCUUUAAUCGUAUCCGAUGUGUCCAGCUCUGAAACUCAUGAGGAUGAGAUGACCGAGUAUGUGGGGGAAGAUUUCACGCAGGGGCCAGCAUCAGAGUCUUCGAACAUUACGCACACAAAGGCAGAAAUCAAUAUAAGUACCCCUGAAGCUAUCAAACUUAAGAGUCGUUUUGAUUAUAAUGAAGAGCAUAUGCGAAUCAAAUAUGAUGACCUCGAAGGAGAAAUUAUGAUUUUUGAUCUACCCAGAGUACCUGAUGGAGGAUUAGGAGUUUCUCUUGUUGGGAGUAGACAUCCUGAAAAACUCAAUGUAUAUGUUGUACAAGUCAAGCCAGCAUGUCCGCUCCGUAUUAUCAAAGGCGAUGAACUACUAGAGAUUAACGGUAAAGUUUUACGUGGACUCAACCAUGUGUCAGCCUCAGGAAUAAUAAGAGAAUGCUGUCGCGAUGAUGAAGGUGUUGAAUUGGUUCUAUGCCGGAGGAAAGGUGCUUUGAAGGACUGUGCUAUCUGUGACGAUCCACCAACAUCUGGCUCUUCCGAUUCUGAUUCCAAAAUUUCACCGAUGGCUCCAACGGUGGAUGGCGCCGAAACUGCAUUACAUAGUAUAGAAGUUGUACGUAAGAAAAGUGUGAGCGUUGGACGAACAGCUCCCAUUGAAACUGGAAAAGAGACAGUAAUUGAGAUAGAUAAAGAAGGAAGAGGUCUUGGAUUAUCCAUAGUUGGUGGUUCUGAUACCGUUUUGGGCACUGUAGUCAUUCAUGAAGUUUAUCCUGAUGGAGCGGCUGCUCACGAUGGACGAUUGAAACCGGGAGAUCAAGUGUUAGAAGUGAAUAAUAUUUCUCUACGUGGAGUGACACAUGAUCAAGCAAUUGCCUCUCUCAGACGCACCCCUCCGAAAGUUCGUUUACUUAUUUAUCGUGAUGUAAACUUGCAAAACAGUUUGCUUGACCCUACUCAGAUAUACAAUCUUUUCGAGGUUGAGUUAAUGAAAAAACCUGGGAGGGGCCUCGGUUUAAGUAUUGUUGGACGAAAGAAUGAACCGGGCGUUUACGUGUCUGAAGUAGUUAAAGGAGGAGCAGCGGAAGCUGACGCUCGACUGAUGGCAGGCGAUCAGAUUAUGGCCGUAAAUCAGCAAGACGUUCGGAACGCCAUGCAAGAGGAUGUUGCUGCUAUGCUAAAAACAUGCACAGGCAAGGUUCAUCUGAAAGUUGGACGAUGGAAACUUGCUGAAACAGCAAGAGUUCAACCACUAAUUGAUCUGACGUCGAAUAAUAAUCUCACAGCUUCAACAACCACUCCAAGGCCGGCUAGCAACAUAGUUGUUGAAGAAGUAGCUGUUCCAGUGACCAUUGAAAGAUCUGUUCCUUCACCUGCGCCACCCAUGAAGCCUAUGAUAACUCAUACUGGACCCGAUUCGCAGGAAGCUGUUGAUUUGAGCCCUGUACAAGAGGAAACUAGCAGCGGCGGAGCCGAACGUAGAAGCCUCAGCGAAGAAAGUGGUUCUCCUAUUUUCAAUUUGAUGAUAGAUGUUAAAGAAGAAGGCAGUGACACAAUACUUGUUGAGCUGAGAAAGGUUCCGGAACAACAACUUGGAAUGGGUAUCGGCAAAAGAACUCGUGGAAUCUUAGUAACCAGCCUUCAGCCAGGAUCUAACGCAGCAGAAAAGCUUAAAGUCGGAGACAGGAUUCUAGCUGUGAACGGAUUACCAGUGACAGACCAACUUUCUGCCGUUACGUUCGUUAAAGCAAGUGGAGAACGUCUGUUUCUUCAAAUUGCCCGCCCAAGAAACUCGCCUACGUGA